This is a messenger RNA of Copidosoma floridanum, 2242 nucleotides long. It is a transcript of the gene PNUTS, whose product is annotated as Phosphatase 1 nuclear targeting subunit. NCBI's taxonomy places the organism in Eukaryota, Metazoa, Arthropoda, Insecta, Hymenoptera, Encyrtidae. Gene Ontology annotation, molecular function: protein phosphatase 1 binding; metal ion binding. The record is from RefSeq and is a predicted model, not a curated record. Gene Ontology annotation, cellular component: chromatin; PTW/PP1 phosphatase complex.
GUUUUAUCAAGAAACGUUGGAAACAGACGAUGAAAAAGAAGACAAGAGCAAAGCCAAAGCAGACGAUGAGGCUGCAAAAGAGAUGGAAGUGGAUUUGGAGGACUCGAAGAAAUUGCAGAAAGAGUCGAAGGACGAAGAUAACGACGAGCAUGAUAGAAGUCGAACUCCGACGCCGGAUAAUGAAUUUGACGACGAGAAAGGCUCGGACUCGCUCGAAGACCCCGCAGCUGCCGUAAGCGAAGCUCUGAGCAAAGAAGAGCCGGUGACGGUCGACUCGCGACCUAUUAGAGUUUUAAAGAGUGUUUUGCUACUUCAAAAGCGCAAGGGGGCUAAAAAGACAUUAAAGUGGAAGACCGAUCUGGAGUCAAUUCGGUACUUUGAGCUCGACGAAACUGAGCGGGUGAACGUCACGAAGUCGUCCUUCACCGACAUGAAGCUGCUAGACAAAAUGAACGAGCACGAAGCUUUCCAGAUGGCCAGAAAAUUAAAUGGCGAAGACGUUAUGGAGGAGAAAACGAUGUGGAAGCCAUUGAUACCGAUAGACACGCCCCCAGCACUUGUAGAGCCCGGAAAAGACAGUCGAGAAAAAGACAUACAGUACGCUCGAGAAAAGGGAAUUCUUCAAGCUCUUUACUUCCACCGUGGCAUGAUACCGGAAUCUGCUGCAGAACCUGAUGAAGAACGCCACCAUAUUUAUAUAGAUCCGAAAAUUAUUCCACUGGACGAUUUAACAGGCAACAAGGAGAGCGAAAAAGAUUACUCUAAUGUGCCGUGGCCGGAACCGAAGCCUCAGCCAGCUGUCUCAACGACCAGCGUGCCCAGCUCAUUUUUCCAAACAUUCCGACCAAACCACACAAUCAACAAUAUUUCCCCGAUAAGUGUGCCAUCGCAGAUAAACGCGAUGCCUCAGCAAAUGAUCAGUCCCAUGGCACCCGAAAUACCAAACUCAUUGCCCCCGAUAAGCAGCGGUGGUGGUGGUGGUGGCUGGAGAACAGGAGACGGCAAAAUUGUGGUUCCCGAUCCCAGUAUAACGCCGAUGCCCAGCAUGAAUGCGACUUAUCCCCAAGGCAUGGACGUUGUUGCUCCCAUGGCAUCUCCUAAUAUGAUGAGUGCACCCAUGUAUAAUCAGGAGGGCUACGUUAUGGCACCCGAUGAGAUGAAUUACAAUUAUAAUCAGGGUCCGCAUGGACCGAACAUGUACGGGCCUGGAGGCCCACCGCCAUCUGGUGGACCACCCGGACCGCCACCGUACCAAGGACCGAGGGGCCCGCCGAUGCAUGGAAACCGAGGAAGAGGGGGUCCUGGCUGGUUUAGAGGAGGUCCACCUCGUGGCAUGCCCUGGAGAGGAGGCUGGAGGGGCAACAACAAACAGCAGUCUAUUUGUAGACAGUUUAAGGCAGGACACUGUCGCAUGGGUGACAAGUGCCACUUUUUGCAUCCUGGACAAAAUUGCCCACCGUUCUAAAGUUCGAAUUUUAUUUGAAAGCUUUGUUAGUAUCUAACUGCUUGUUGAACGGUGGUUUAACCACACUCUCUAAUGUGAUAGUGCAGUCUUGGAUGAUGCACCUCCUUUUUUUCACGGCGUUUCAUAGUUUUAAGGGAGCACACGCUGAUGACGGCUGAUAAUGACAACUUGUCUACUACAACAAUGUUAUUGGCUGAUUUUACUGGUUGGGAAUGAAAACUUAUUGAUUCGUGAAUGUUUAAGUGUAAAAUCAGUGACCACGGUGAAUUGAUUGUGGAUUUCUUAUGAAAUCCAAUGAAAACGGACGUCGUUUUGUUGCUUAUCGUAUUUUGUAAAUAAUACAAAUAAGUAUUGCAAAAUAUCGAAAAUAGCCAGUUAAUUUUUACUUGUAUAUCACAGAGGUUUAUUUAUGCCAAUAAUUCUUGUAUAUACUGUAGAAUUUUGUAAAAAAAAAAAAAAAACGACUAGUUGUAAUUAUAUCAAGAGACUGUUUUACUGAGUCUACAUGAUGGAAAAAUACUGGUUCAAGAACUGAUGUACGGAAAUGUUGAAAAAAAAUUUGAUAAGUAUAUUAUGAUUGCAUAAUAAUUUUGAUUACAGAUGGUCCAAGUCAAUGACAGUUUUAAAAUAUGUUGGCUGAUAUAAAUAAUAACAGUUUUUAUAACUAAUUACGGGAAAUGGUUAAUUUUGUACACAAAUGAUCAUUAUUGUUUGUAAAUAUAGAUUUGUUGUAAAUUAAAUCCAUUAUAAAUACACGCUACACAUCAUUUAAAAUAA